Arabidopsis lyrata subsp. lyrata is the source of this 1094-nucleotide messenger RNA. RefSeq names its product AP-3 complex subunit sigma. The coding region runs from base 351 to 851 and encodes 166 amino acids. Gene Ontology annotation, biological process: Golgi to vacuole transport; intracellular protein transport. The transcript is spliced from 7 exons. Gene Ontology annotation, cellular component: membrane coat; intracellular membrane-bounded organelle; AP-3 adaptor complex. The record is from RefSeq and is a predicted model, not a curated record. NCBI's taxonomy places the organism in Eukaryota, Viridiplantae, Streptophyta, Magnoliopsida, Brassicales, Brassicaceae.
GAUCCGGUUCAUAUGAAACUCCGACUCACCGGAGGAGAUAAUCUCACUGGGCUCUUCGUUUUCUCCGAUUUGAAGCAGCCCCAUUUUCGUGAGGUUAACAUCGUCGUCGUCUUCUCGGAAAGCCAUUGAUUUGACCAAUCCUCUCGACGGCGUCGCUAAUAUUUUAGUAGGUCACUCAAAUUUGAUUACACGUGGAGGUUUCUUAUUGGUAAUGACGUCUUCAAAUGUAAAUUGAAGAACCUCUAAGUUAGACAGAGGGUUACAGCCUUACAGGUAGAGGUAGUGUAUGUGAGAUCGGAGUUUGAGAGUUCGUCAGCGAGAGAAACGGAGAAAGAGAGAGUUGAAGAAAGAUGAUAAAGGCAGUGAUGAUGUUGAAUACACAAGGCAAACCACGGCUAGCUAAAUUCUACGAUUACAUGCCUGUAGAGAAGCAGCAGGAGCUAAUCCGCGGCGUGUUUUCAGUAUUGUGCAGUAGACCUGAGAACGUAAGCAAUUUUCUGGAGAUCGAUUCAUUGUUUGGCCCGGAUUCUCGGCUUGUAUACAAGCACUAUGCUACACUCUAUUUUGUUCUUGUAUUUGAUGGUUCAGAAAAUGAGCUUGCUAUGCUUGAUCUCAUUCAAGUUCUUGUUGAAACACUUGACAAAUGCUUCAGCAAUGUCUGCGAACUCGACAUUGUGUUCAAUUACAGCAAGAUGCACGCGGUGUUAGACGAGAUUGUAUUUGGAGGACAGGUAUUGGAAACUAGUUCCGCCGAAGUCAUCAAGGCUGUUGAAGAAAUAUCAAAAUUAGAAGCUGCCUCAAAUUCGAUUUCACUUGUCCCCAAGUCUGUUUCCGGGUGGCGUGGCCGUUAGCUUGGAAAAAACUUGCCUGAACCGUGAAAGAUAACAACAAGUCAACAAAACAUGUAACAAAAGUUUAUCCAAGUCUUGAUCCAAACAUGUUUGUUUAGUGAGCGUGAAAUGUUGCGUGGAUGGGCUCAGUGGUCUAACAUGGGCCUGAGAAUUGUAAUUGGGAGAAGGGAACUACAUGCUAUUUGAGAAUGUAACAAAAACGACGAGAAGUUAAGAUCUAUAAACGUGAAUUGAUGUCCAAAA